Messenger RNA from Oryzias latipes (Japanese medaka), 2032 nucleotides. It is a transcript of the gene rnpc3, whose product is annotated as RNA-binding region (RNP1, RRM) containing 3. Gene Ontology annotation, molecular function: protein binding; pre-mRNA intronic binding; U12 snRNA binding. NCBI's taxonomy places the organism in Eukaryota, Metazoa, Chordata, Actinopteri, Beloniformes, Adrianichthyidae. Gene Ontology annotation, cellular component: U12-type spliceosomal complex. Gene Ontology annotation, biological process: mRNA splicing, via spliceosome. The record is from RefSeq and is a predicted model, not a curated record.
GGCGCACAUUCUCCUACUUCGCUCGGUGCCACAUGUCUAAAACACAGAAAAAGAGUUGAAACCGGAAGCCCGUGUGUUUUUAAGCUCCGGAGAAAGAACAGGAGGUGUGUUGUUGUUGGUUGAAAAAUGAGCAAAAAUGAGGAAGACGCUGAAACUAAAGGCAGUAAAACUCUGCUGGUCCGCCACUUACCCUCUGAGUUGAGCCCGGACGAAAAGGAAGACCUCCUGAAAUACUUCGGAGCGGAGUCCGUCCGAGUCUUCUCGAACCAUGGCCGCAUGAAACAUGCAGCUUUUGCAACCUUUAAAACUAAAACCCUCGCAAGCAAGGCUCUCACCAGGCUUCAUCAGCUAGAGAUCCUGGAUCAGAAGCUUGUCGUGGAGUUUGCUAAAGGCCAAGAUAACAUCACUGUGUUAAGGGAUCCGCCUGUGUCUGACAGUGCUAAAAAUGUCAAAGAAAAGCAGAAGACUAAGGAAAGCACACAGCCUCACAUUCCACUUAUUGAAACUGGUGUGGCGCCCAACCUUGGGUUGAAGUAUCAAUCAAAUCCCACAUUGAAGUAUUUAUACCCCCCUCCCUCCAACAGCAUCCUCACAAACAUCGUCCACGCCCUCAUAAGCGUGCCGAAGCUUUACGUUCAGGUUCUUCAUCUGAUGAACAAGAUGAAUUUACCGUGUCCUUUUGGACCCGUGACGGCCCGGCCGCCCAUGUUUGACGUCCUGCCCUCCGCUCCCCCCAUGCCCAUGCCUCCCCCCUUCCCCCCCGACUUCCCUCCCCUACCUGAGGAGGACAUGGAGGUGUCCAGUGAUGAAGAGUCGGAGUACGAGAGUGAGGAUGAUGAGAACAAAGAGAGGGUGGCUCGUCUGAUGGGCCUGGUCAACCGAGCCUGCAAGAGACCCCUGAGACCAAAAACAGCUUCCAAAAGAAAAAAGCCCAAGAUCAAGGAUCUACUUUAUGCUCCCAAACCGGAGUCUCAGAGUGCUCCAGCGCUGCAGCCCUCCGAUGUGUUUGAGCAGCCCAGCCCUGCUGGUCCCAAGAAAAUCGAAUUCCACAUUUCACUUCCUGAAGUGGCGACUGCAGAGGAAAGCAAAGCGGAGCAACAGGAGGGCGCCCCCUGCAGCGCUCAGGAGGAGCCGGCGUCUGAAGGGUUCGGGAAGCUUUACCCCAGCGCUCAGGCUUCCCACCAGCAGGAGGAGAACAGUGCAGACGGAGACGAUCUCGUGUCGGGUGUCAUAUCCAGGAAGGAGCUGGAGAAAGGACGGCUAGCUAAAGACGAGAUGAAAAGGAUGUCUGUGUUUAAAAAUUAUGGAGCUGGGGAGCCGACCUGCAGGCUGUACGUGAAGAACAUCUCAAAGCAAGUAGAAGAGAAGGAUCUGCGAUACAUCUACGGACGGUACAUCGACCCCUCAUCAGAAGAGGAGAGAAACAUGUUCGACGUGGUGCUGAUGAAGGAGGGCCGGAUGAAGGGGCAGGCUUUUAUCGGCCUCCCGAACGAGCAGAGCGCAGAGAAAGCCCUGCGCGAAACCAACGGCUUCGUGCUCCACGACAAACCCCUCGUCGUCCAAUUUGCUCGGUCUGCGCGGCCCAAACAAGACAACACUGACACUAAAAAAGGUUCAAAGCAGAGGUGAAGUUAGUAGGUGGUGUUUGGAGACGCCGUGUGUUCAACCAAUAAUAAAUACCUUUUUUUAUUUUAAUCGAUUGCUGUUGUAUUUUUUUUCUUUGUUUUCCUCAACAUUUAUGUAGUUUGUUGGCACACUUAAUCCCAAAAAUAUGAAAGCUGGUUAUUUUCGUUCUAAGGAAAAGCUGAGCAAAUAGAAGGUAGAGGAGAUGGAGAGCGCCACCCGAAGCAGAUGGUAAGCUGUCAAAACAAUCGGAAAACCGUCCCGAACAGACAGCAAACAAGCCAGACAGACAGACACCAGCCUGUAGGAAAUUGCUAGCUCUCGGUAAGCUUACCUGCUCACUCGCCGGCUGCCUCCUAUCCUGAUCUUCCUUUGUUUGAUUAAAGAGAGUAAAUCUGGCUUUGGUACA